AUGGUCAGGCUAAGGUCAUCCUCUUACCUACCUGUGGUCCUUUGCUGCCUCCUUGUGGUUGCGAAAAUAUGUUUGCCUGGCCAUGCUUCGAACGACGUCGGCUGCGUGAAGCGCGCAGCUCUUAGAUGCCUGCCAUUUAUGCGGAAGAAACCGGUUAAGGAAGAGAAGGUCGCAGAGGAAGAUGAAAUCAUGCCUGAUGAUUCGGCAUCCGUCACAAAAGGAGCAGUCAAAAAGCAGCAAACCAUACACGUUAAAAGAAAAGACCAUGAAGCUUUAUACAAGAAUAUAAAAGCCAAGGUUGAUACCUUCAACGCUUCUUAUGGACUAGGGAACAGCUUGGAGCCCCUAACGAUGCGUGACCGUCUCCACUGGUUGGCAUGCUUCGCCGAACAGUUAGCCUUGGCAACGCGAUUCAUCAAGCCUCUGGAAAGUCACAUUAAAUUCGAUACACAGAAAACGCCUGACAAACUCCUGAAGCUGCUGAAGGACUGCUCACUCGCCGUGUACAACCUGAGCAGAACCCUCCUUAUAAGAUCACCGAGUGUUAAAGACUGCCCCACGAAAUUAGAGCAGAAUAACUUGGUCCCCUCUUUCAGGCGUUUACAGGAAAUGCGGUACGAGUUGAUGGCAGACGCGGAGGAUAUGAGGGCGAUGGCUGUCGUUUUAAAGCGUGAAUUCAAGGACUUCGACAUCGUCGUUCCGUCGAGCGAGUUUCUCAGAAACUGGCUAAUAACGGCAGGAUACAAGGAAGAACUCUUUAAGGCUGAUAUGAAUGGGAUCUUGGUUGCAAACGCGUUUGAAGAGUUGGCCGGACGUGAAGGCGACGAGGACUCGGGGUACAUAUCCCAGAUCUUCUCAUACAUUGAGCCUAUAGUGGAAAAAGUCACACCGAAGGUAAAGGAGCGCAAUGACAAGCCUCGUAAGGAGGAUAAGGACCGCAAGGAUAAGGAAAGAAAAGUGGACAAAGAUAACAAGGAGCGCAAAGAGGAUAAGGAGCGCAAAGAGGAUAAGGAGCGCAAAGAGGAUAAGGAGCGCAAAGAGGAUAAGGAGCGCAAAGAGGAUAAGGAGCGCAAAGUAGACAAGGACCUUAAGCAGGGCAAGGAGAAUAAAGAGGAUAAAGCACAUAAGGAAGAUAAGGAUCGUAAAGAUGACAAAGAGCGUAAGGAUGACAAAGAGCGUAAGGAAGAUAAGGAUCGUAAAGAUGACAAAGAGCGUAAGGAAGAUAAGGAGAACAAAGAGAAUAAGGAGCAAGCGAAGAAGUAA
Messenger RNA from Babesia ovata, 1263 nucleotides. Its product is annotated as erythrocyte membrane associated protein, putative. The record is from RefSeq and is a predicted model, not a curated record. Lineage: Eukaryota; Apicomplexa; Aconoidasida; Piroplasmida; Babesiidae. The transcript has a single exon. Bases 1 to 1263 code for a protein of 420 amino acids.